Phyllopteryx taeniolatus (common seadragon) is the source of this 2290-nucleotide messenger RNA. RefSeq names its product endoplasmic reticulum oxidoreductase 1 beta (gene ero1b). The transcript has 16 exons. The record is from RefSeq and is a predicted model, not a curated record. The coding region runs from base 309 to 1757 and encodes 482 amino acids. Gene Ontology annotation, biological process: protein folding in endoplasmic reticulum. Lineage: Eukaryota; Metazoa; Chordata; Actinopteri; Syngnathiformes; Syngnathidae. Gene Ontology annotation, molecular function: thiol oxidase activity; FAD binding; protein-disulfide reductase activity. Gene Ontology annotation, cellular component: endoplasmic reticulum membrane; endoplasmic reticulum.
GUCAUUUUAUGUUGCGACCUCAAACCGGAAGUAGAUUUUCUUUCUAUUUGGCUCGAACGCGGAAAGCCGAAAAUUGUCCAAGGUCUCUUUACUUUUGCACGAUAACAGCGGUUCAGACAAGGGGCUCAUUGUUCCAAGUAUCCGCGUCAGGGUGCGUAGACUUCGGCCUUCUAAGCCGAACGGACCCGCUCGCGUGUGUUAGCAUCUUUUAGCCUGCGGAAGCUAACCGAGCGCAGCGGACCGAACUCCAAGCAGCCGCCGCAUUCGCCUGGAUUUUUUAAUAUAUUGAUAUUUUUUGUGGUCGAGGCAUGUGGAGAGCGACUUUGGAGGCGUUCGGCGUUCUUCUGCUGGCCGUCUUGUUGGGGAAUCUCGCUUUAGCUUGGUUUCAGCUCAACAAGCACGAAGCGCAGGCGAGAGCGCAGCAGCAGCAGGAGCAGAGCUGCUUUUGCCACCUGACGGGCGUGCUGGACGACUGCUUCUGUGAUGUGGAGAGCAUCGAUGUCUUCAACAACUUCAAAAUCUACCCGCGCAUCAAGAAACUGACGGAGAAGGACUACUUCCGAUACUACAAGGUGAACCUGAAGCGGGCGUGUCCGUUCUGGCCCGACGACAGCCACUGUGCCAUCAAAGACUGCCACGUGGAGCCCUGUCCAGAGAGUCAGAUUCCUGUGGGCAUCAAGUCUGGGAAUUACAACAAGUAUUCGCAGGCGGCCAACGGUGUGGCGGAUAUGAGCGAGUGUCAGCAGGCCCAAGAGCUGGGAGCCAUCAACAGCACGCUCAGUAAUCAGAGCAAAGAAGCGUUUGCCGACUGGGCGAGACACGACGACGCUCAGGAUCAUUUCUGCGAGCUGGACGAUGAGUCGUCCCCAGACGCAGAGUACGUGGACCUGCUGCUCAACCCGGAACGCUACACGGGAUACAAAGGCCCUUCGGCGUGGAGGGUCUGGAACAGCAUUUACGAGGAGAACUGCUUCAAGCCCAGGUCCGUGUACCGACCUUUGAACCCCUUGGCCCUGAGCAGAGGUGAGGACAACAUUGGCGAGAGCUUCUACGACUGGCUUGAAGGUCUGUGUCUGGAGAAGAGGGUUUUCUAUCGCCUCAUCUCGGGCCUUCACAGCAGCAUCAACAUCCACCUGAGCGCGCAGUACCUGCUGGACGAGGGUUGGGGCAGGUCGGUGUGGGGUCCCAACGUGGAGGAGUUCCGCUCGCGUUUCGACACGGCCGAGACGAAGGGCGAGGGCACGCGGCGCCUGAAGAACUUGUACUUCCUGUACCUGAUUGAGCUGCGCGCGCUCUACAAGGUGGCGCCGUAUUUCGAGCGCGCCGUGGUGCACUUGUACACGGGAAACGGGCGCGACGACGCCCACACCAAAGAGCUUCUCCUGCAAGUCUUCCACGAAAUCCAAAUGUUCCCCAUGCACUUUGACGAGAAGUCCAUGUUUGCCGGACACGAGAAGGAAGCCAAAAGCUUGAAGGAAGAAUUCCGUCUUCACUUCAAGAACAUCUCCAGGAUCAUGGACUGCGUCGGCUGCAGCAAAUGUCGACUGUGGGGAAAACUGCAGACCCAAGGCCUGGGCACAGCCCUGAAGAUCCUGUUUUCGGAGAAGCAGAUCAAGAACCUUCCGGAACGUUCUCCCUCCAAAGGCUUCCAGCUCACCCGCCAGGAUGUUGUCGCCUUGAUCAACGGCUUCGCAAGGUUGUCCACCAGCAUCCAUCAGCUGCACGACUUCCGGAUGAUGCUGAGGGAGAACAGGUAACAGGAAGUAGCCCGACAGCUAACAGGGAGGGACAGGAAGCGACCCGCCCGUUUGCAAAGUGGAUGCGCAGGCAUGUAAGGGACAUGUUUGGGUCACUUGAUGACGGUGAAGUGCAGACAGUGAGACUGCGUGCGUGCGUGCGCUGUUGCCUUGUUCUGCACAGCAAAGAAGAAGAUUUAAUUAUUCUAAUUUUUAUUUUUCUAAAUAAUAUUUUGUUGUGUUUUAAGAUUUCUUUUUUUGUUAGGCAGAAAUGAAAAGAAAAAAAAGAAAAGUCUACCAAAGAAUUUGAAGCUGCCUCAUGUACUUUAUUUGUGUUGCCUUGGACAUGAUCCACUUGACGUUUAUUUAUUUAUUUUUUUUGUGAUCAAUAAUUCCUAGUGACCAUUUUGUCUGCUUGAAAACAUUAAAACAAUCCAAAAUUGUUUUUUUCAAUGAGGGGAGUAGCACAGUAAUGUUUUUACUUUAUAAAAACACAGAGUAAUAACAAAGAAGUAGAAUGUAAAGCAUUAAACAGCUUGUGCAUCAUCAUCAAA